Parathielavia appendiculata is the source of this 933-nucleotide messenger RNA. RefSeq lists its product as uncharacterized. Bases 325 to 792 code for a protein of 155 amino acids. The record is from RefSeq and is a predicted model, not a curated record. The transcript has 2 exons. NCBI's taxonomy places the organism in Eukaryota, Fungi, Ascomycota, Sordariomycetes, Sordariales, Chaetomiaceae.
UGACGUUCAUCGAGUAUUUCCGUGCGCUCCCCUCUCCAGGAUUGACGCCGGAGCUUAACGAACUUCCUAGCAACACUCGCUCCGACGCAUGCUGGAGUCAGGUGAUGGCAUGGAUUCCCAGGUGUUAGAGGUUCCAUGCGAGAUGUAGGGCAGCCAGGAGCACCGCUCCUUGGUUCCCAACACGCCUCGCCGAUCUUGGAUCUAGUGCCUCGGCAGCUCUACGAUUGAUCGAAACCAAGGACACCCCUCCGGAGGAUCCAUACGCAACGCUGAGUUACUGCUGGGGCAGUUCCGCCGCCGUGAAGCUCAUGCGGAAUACGCGCGAUGUGCGGGCUAUGUUUCUCGACCAUCUACCAGAGUCAGCGCUUCCAAAAACGUUCCAAGACGCGAUUCACGUGUCGAGGAGGCUUGGGUUUCGCUACCUCUGGAUCGACUCUCUCUGUAUCAUCCAGGACUCGACUGAUGAUUUGGGCCCAAGAACGCUCAUUAAUGGGCCAAGUUUACGGAAACGGGUUAUUCAACAUCGCCGCAAGCUCCUCGUCAGACAACAGUGGUGGACUCUUCUUUGACAGAGAGCCCCGGACGGUACGACCCGCAGUCGUCACGACAGGCUGGCAAGACUGCCCUCCUUCGACUUACACGGUGCACAAAAGUUACUUGUGGAAGGACAGUGUCUUGGAUGCGGUACUCAACAAGCGAGGCUGGGUUCUUCAGGAACGCGUUUUAUUGCCCAGCAUGCUUCACUUCACCUCGGAUCAGUUGUUGGGACUGUCUAGAACUUGGGGCCUGUGAGACACUCCCCAAGGUUUCCGCUUCGGCCAGCAGAGCCGGGUGCUCGCCCUUCCAGCCACGGAGCAGGAAUUCCUUGACUGCGGCAGCAAGCUUCGGCCGAGGUGGCAGCAGCCCCCUCUCCCACAGUUCGACGGAUAUCGC